UCUCCUCUCCUUCCCUGCAUCAGCUCCCAGCUCGAUGAGUCAGCAGGGCUGCCGGUCAAUAAUCUCUGAUUAUCAAGCCAUUUAUGACCAUGUUUAAAACAACCUGCGAAUGAAGCAAGGUCUGUUUCUGCAUUUUAUAUUUUGACAGAGAAAAACAAGCAUUUUUUGAUGAAGCAACAUGGACCGGUUUCGAGGUUUGUUUGUGAAAUUGGACCAGAACAAGGAUGGGUUCAUUUCAAUGGCAGAGCUCCACGAGGAGAUGAGGAAGCAUGGGAUCAUCUCAGGAGAUGGAAAGCUCCAGAAUAUCAUGGAGUCUUAUGAUAAAGAUAAAGAUGGGCUGCUGGAUUAUAAAGAGUUUCUCAGCUACAUGAUGGACAGAGAGAGGAAAUGGAAAAUUCACUUUCAUGACCUUGACAAGAAUAAUUGCGGAGUGAUUGACCAGGAGGACAUCAUAUGUUUGUUUAAGGAGUUAGGAGUGGUCAUUUCAAAGCCGAAUGCAAAAAAAAUUAUUCAAAUGAUGGACAAGGACAAGUCCAUGACAGUUGACUGGGACGAAUUCCUGCAUUAUGUCAUUCUAAACCCGGUGGACAACAUCGGAGAGCUCGUUUCCUCGUGGAAACAUAGUCUGGUUUUCGAUGUGGGGGAGAGUCGAGCGAUGCCCAUCGAGUUCCCAGACAACGUGUCUGGCUUUGGGGCUUGGAAGACGUUCGUUCUGUCAGCUGGUCUGGCAGAUGCAGUUUCUCGAACUGCGACGGCGCCUAUAGACCGACUGAAGACCCAACUUCAGGUCCUUGGGUCCAAGGCUUUUUCCCAAGGCUUUCAGGAGCUGAGAGGAGGAGGUUUGCGGUCGAUGUGGCAAGGCAACUAUGUCAACGUGCUGAAAGGUACUCCACAGUCCACACUGCAAUGUCUUAUCUAUGCACAGAUGAAAGUUUACACCCAAAACAGAAGCCAGGAGACUCUGACUGUGCAGCAGCGUUUUGGCUUGGGUUGCGUCUCUGGAGCCGUGGCCCAUGCUGCUUUCUACCCAUUAGAGGUGUUGAAGGUGAGGCUGAACCUGCAGCAAGCCGGCACGUAUCAUGGCGUUGUGGCGAGCGCCAGAUCUAUUUACAAACAUGAGUCCAUGUCGUCCUUUUACAGAGGCUUCAGGCCCAGCAUCCUCUGCAUGAUCCCCUAUGCAGGUGUGGAGUGUGCGGUUCAUCAGUCCAUCAUGAGCUGGGCAAAAAGCGAUCCUACCUACAGUAGUGACUCCAAACUGUUUUUCUUCAGUUUUGUGGCUUUUGCUUCUGGGCAAAUAAGCAGCUACCCGCUGGCGGUGAUCCGGACACAGCAGCAGGCUCAGGGUAACAGCUGGCAUCUCUGGCUGCGUUUCCAUUACAAAUCCUUCAUCUCAGAUUCGCGUCCUGCCUCUGGCGUGUUAUCAGGACUCACUGGGAUUUAUGAGAGGAACGGAUUUAGAGGAUAUUAUAACGGCAUGGGAGCCAGCUUCGUAAGAGCGAUUCCAUGUGCGCUAAUAAACUACAGCCUGACCAAGAAAUUUGAAAAUAUGUUUUCUUCCAUGGAAUCUUGAGGAAUUCAAACAACUGUUUUAUUUUUCUGGCAUGUUCACUGAGUUUCAAUGUAAAACAGAUUGGUUUUUGUUGAACUUCAACUUUUAAUACCUCUGACCAAGAAAAUAAAACCAGUAUGAGGAUUUGAAACCAUUAAACCUACUCGGGGCUGAAGCAUGACUGACCGAACACAUAUAUUAACAGAAACUGUGAUAAGUUCAUUAAGGUCUGCUCUGUAUGGAAAUGUGCUCAGCUGGGAUUUUUAAAAUAAAAUUCUACCUUAAAGUGG
This is a messenger RNA of Poecilia reticulata (guppy), 1839 nucleotides long. It is a transcript of the gene slc25a24l, whose product is annotated as solute carrier family 25 member 24, like. Gene Ontology annotation, biological process: transmembrane transport. Gene Ontology annotation, molecular function: calcium ion binding. Lineage: Eukaryota; Metazoa; Chordata; Actinopteri; Cyprinodontiformes; Poeciliidae. The record is from RefSeq and is a predicted model, not a curated record.